UAGCUUUUGUGGCUCCAGAUUAAUUUUAUUUGGUUGAAAAUAGGGCAAAACGGCUCUUUGGAUUAUAAAGGUUGCUGACCCCCGGCCUAUGCCACGCCCACCUUUGAAUCCAUUACCCAAUUUUAAAUCCUGCUCACUCAAUUGUCCAAUAAUAAUAUAUAAACCUGUUCUAGGUGGACUAUAUAGGCCUUUGUGUGUUUCCCUUUACUUUUUAAUUUGUUUCCCCUUUUGUAAAUGUGCUGUCCAAACACCUGACUCAGCUCCGAGAACCCUGAGUGUCAGAAACGGUCCAAAAGCACAACAAACCCGUCUUCUCAGAAGCAAAUUGACCCUGAAUGUCACUCAACUUCCGCUUUCAUUGCGCGCGCGCUCCCGUGAGGCGCACGGGACUUCUCAGCGGGCACGCGGGCCCUUUCGUCCGCGCGCGGGACCAGCAGCCGCAUGCCAGCGGAUCACGUGAUAUGACAAAGCAGCUCGCUACUUCCUGUGUCGGCUGCUGCUCGCGAGACAGUCCGCGUCCAGACGACCACACAGCGCUGCGGCCGCCUCGUCACUCCCAAAAUGCUGGCCCUCAUCAACAGGCUUUUGGACUGGUUCCGGUCGGUCUUCUGGAAGGAGGAGAUGGAGCUCACGCUGGUGGGACUUCAGUACUCCGGGAAAACCACAUUCGUCAAUGUGAUUGCGUCAGGCCAUUUCACUGAAGACAUGAUUCCCACAGUCGGGUUCAACAUGCGGAAGGUCACUAAAGGCAAUGUGACAAUAAAGAUAUGGGACAUCGGGGGACAGCCUCGCUUCAGGAGCAUGUGGGAGCGCUACUGUCGAGGAGUCAACGCUAUCGUUUACAUGGUGGACGCAGCAGACCGAGAGAAGAUGGAAGCUUCCAGAAAUGAGCUGCACAACCUUUUAGACAAGCCACAGCUCCAAGGAAUUCCGAUUCUCGUCCUGGGCAACAAGCGAGACCUACCCAACGCGCUCGACGAGAAGCAGCUCAUUGAAAAACUGAAUCUGUCCGGCAUUCAGGACCGAGAGAUCUGCUGCUAUUCCGUCUCCUGCAAAGAGCAAGACAACAUAGAUAUCACGCUGCAGUGGCUCAUCCAGCAUUCAAAGUCACGGAGAAGCUGAAAAUGACGUUGUCGUCCACCCCUCCCCCCCCCCCCCCCCACCCACCCACCUCAGCCCGCUAAUGGUCACGGCGCCUCGACAGCCGUCCUUUCCACUGCCUCUGUGAAGUAUUCCAGCUAUCUGCUCACCACCCAGUGAACCAUCAUAGAUGUAGCCCCCCCCCUCUGU
Molecule: messenger RNA, 1290 nt
Organism: Pseudoliparis swirei
Lineage: Eukaryota; Metazoa; Chordata; Actinopteri; Perciformes; Liparidae
Gene: arl8bb
Product: ADP-ribosylation factor-like 8Bb
Exons: 7
Coding region: 562-1122 (186 amino acids)
Biological process (GO): protein transport; anterograde axonal transport
Cellular component (GO): lysosomal membrane
Molecular function (GO): GTPase activity; GTP binding
Source: RefSeq, a predicted model, not a curated record